Daucus carota subsp. sativus is the source of this 1618-nucleotide messenger RNA. RefSeq lists its product as uncharacterized. Bases 118 to 1191 code for a protein of 357 amino acids. NCBI's taxonomy places the organism in Eukaryota, Viridiplantae, Streptophyta, Magnoliopsida, Apiales, Apiaceae. Gene Ontology annotation, cellular component: membrane. The record is from RefSeq and is a predicted model, not a curated record. The transcript has 10 exons.
ACUUGAGACACAGACACUUCACAUAUAUAACCAACAAAUUAUUUUAUUCCAAAACCCGCACAAAAACACACACACACACACAACGAAAUCUUCGAUUCAAAUCGAUCUCUCUCUGAUAUGGCGGAGACUACCGGCGGCGAGAAUCCACAGAAAAACGUAGUGGAAGAAGUUUCUAGAAUCUCCGAGCUCGCUAAGGAGCUACAGGAAUCGUCGGCGUCGUUAAUCUCGCGUUCAUCGUCGGAGGAGGCUUCGCUCCGGCAGCGAGCCCUAACGCUCGAUUCUAAUAUCAAAAAUCUCCGUGUUUCUAUCGUUUCUUCUGUUAAACGAGGCAAUUUAGGUCCUAAAGAAGCCGAAAAAUUGGAAGAGGAGUUGCGGAGAGCUAGGUAUGUGCUGAGUGAAGGCGAUGCGGCGUCGUUUCUUCCGAGCAAAUCUCAAGGAAGUUUUUUGAGGAUGUUUAUAGGUCCUAUUAAUGUUCGUGCUACACGGAAAGAUGUUCAACUCAAAGUGAAGGAGGAAUACAAUAGUUUUAGAGAUAGAACUGCUUUGUUGUUUCUCGUUUUCCCGACAUUACUACUUUGCUUAAGGUCAUGGAUUUGGGGUGGAUGUUUACCUGCAUUGCCAGUGCAACUUUACCAGUCUUGGUUACUAUAUCUAUAUACAGGUUUGGCUUUGCGAGAGAAUAUACUGAGAUUAAAUGGAAGUGAUAUUCGUCCAUGGUGGAUAUAUCAUCACUACUUUGCAAUAGUUAUGGCACUCAUCAGUCUGACGUGGGAGAUAGGACGCCAGCCUGACUGUGAGCAGAAGCAGAAAGGUGUACAACUGUUUCUGAAAUGGGCAAUAAUGCAAGGAAUUGCAAUGCUUCUGCAAAACAGAUAUCAAAGACAGAGACUCUAUACUCGUAUUGCUCUUGGCAAGGCUAAGAGGAUGGAUGUUGUGUGGGGAGAAACUGCUGGAGUAGAUGGCCAGUUAUGGUUGUUGUGCCCUAUACUCUUUACAUUACAGGGAUUUGAAGCAUAUGUUGGAGUGUUGUUGCUUCAAACCGCAGUAGUUGGUGUUGUUCCUGAGUGGCAGGUAGUUACUUGUGGAAUACUUCUGAUAGUUAUGGCCACUGGAAAUUUUGUCAACACGGUUCAGACUCUAUUGGUAAAAUCUCGGUUCAAGGCAAAGAUGAAGAAAGGUAAAAGCAAGUAAAUAUAUCGUGUGAGAUUAGAAGAGGUUUUGUGGUCGGGUGACCAAUUUUAUAGUUUGGGUCUUGGGGCAAUGGAUGUUACACUCGCUUUUUCCAAAAGCAACUCCCUACCCAUGUCACUCCUAUAUAUGCCAUACAAUGCUAUUGAUGUUAGGGAGGGUGAUUUUGGAUACCAUGAAACAGAGUUUGUUAAUUUCAAGAAAAGAAAAAGAAAUUAGACACAGUUUUGUUAUAGUUGGUCAUGAUUGUACCAAUUACUUUCUCGUAUAACAUCUGUUAUUCUUAUGCAUUAAAAUAUUGAAGUUGGUAGUUCUUUUUUUUUUUUUUAAGAGUUGGUAUCUGUUGUGAACAUGUAAAUGUAAUAACAUUUUCUGUGUGCAAUUGUUCAGGUGCUAUAAUAAUUAAUAAAGCCAAGUUUACAGUUUUUGA